AUGAUGUGCAACUGCUUGGAACGAGCACGCACACCACUCCUGCAAGAGGGGUCGCAUGGCAAGGCCAGCCGCCGAAAAAUCGCGGGCCGCCUUGUUGAGGUUUUAAAUGACCACUACUUCAAGGAGCUUCGCGAAAAGCACAAGGUGCCGGAAGACUUCCUGGAGAGUGGGGAGACACAGGCCCUGAACCUGGAGCUCCCGAGGAUGGAGUCGACACUGGGCAAAGGAGGCAGCGAGCAAUUCAACAGCAGUUGCCGGCGCUACGUGGUAAAGACGCUCUCGAAGGAUGACCACAAGGCAUUGCUUCGACUGGCCGGCCCGCUGGUGGACAGACUGCUUCAGAACCGCACCUUGAUGUGCCCGAUCUAUUUGCACUUCAAGGACGUUGCCACAGGCCGCUUUUUCAUGGCCAUGCGCAACCUGACGGAGGUUGGACCUUGGGCAGUGAAAUACGACCUCAAGGGCUGCGAUGAUGACAAGACCAUUGAGCUCAAUGGCAAGCCCAUCAAUCCGGUCCGGAAGCGCUUCUAUCGCCCGCACAUGUGGUGCCAGUGCAUGUGGUCGCCCGAGCGAUGGUUGUACUAUCAGGGCAAGGUUCAGGCAAGAUCGUUGCGGCUUGGCGUAGCUGACUCCCAGCGCGAGGAGGUGAUGCAGCUCAUCAAGUCUGAUGCAGAUUGGCUGAUUAGCCACAAUGUCAUGGACUACUCCUUGCUGGUUGCAGUGCGACGGCUGCCCCCAGAAGUUGCCAAGAAUUGCGGAGCAGGAGGCCUUGACUCAGUGGCUUCUCGCGGCGAAGCGGCAUCUGGCUCGCGUCGGUGGGCCAUGCUCGAUAAGACGACCGGGGAACUGGUGGUGCUCCACUUAGGCAUUAUCGAUUUUCUGCAGCCCUGGACACCAAGCAAAGUGGCUGCCAUGUACAUCAAGUCCUUUGAGUUCAACAAGGCCACGGUACCUCCCCCUCUCUAUGGGAGCAGGUUCGCGAAGCACUUUGAGGAGCGGCUCUCGAAAGAUGACACUCUCACUGCGCAGUCGGAAGCGGUAACGUAUGCAGCCGAACGCUGGUGCCUUGAGCAUGAUGGCAUCAACGGCAUCAGCAAUGGAGACGAUGUUCAGGAUGCUGAUGGUGCAGCCGACAUGACAGGGCUAUGGACGACGAACCUUCGAGAGAUGGCGUUUGCCACCUCCAAGUUGCCUUUGGGCAACCUGACUGUGAAACUAAAAGCAGAAUCCUUCGUCAAGUCGGACACGGACGUUGGCGAGAUCGGGGGCAUUAGGCUCAUGACGUCUGGCGGGCACUGCAUUAGCUGCACCACACCCUUGCGAUGCUCUUCGCUGGAUGAGCCACUCAAGGGGAUGAACGUGGCCAAAGCCUGCAAUCCGCAGCCCAAGCCUGGCGACAUGUUCAGCUGGAAAGUGGACCCAAAGUCAGCUUAUGACAUCCGGGUGGACUUCCCGUUGGAAAAGCUCAACGGGCAGCUGGACUUUGUUGUCGAGAUCCUCUCUGCAUUGGACCUCUCAGGUACUAACAACGACUUGAAGAAGGGUCGACAGGUGACUAGCUGGAUAUCCACUGUCGUCAUCGGAACCGAAGACCACGCGGCCUGGAUGAAGGUUGCGGUGAACAUGAACGGCGACUUCAGGAAAGUCGUACUGGGGCGACAAGCAGCUGAGUUCGCGGCCUCGGCGAAGGACAUAUAUGCCGGCGAAUGUGCGAGGCCCAAAGAUAUCAGCGGCUAUCACGUGACGGAGCUCAGCAUGGCCCGGACGCAGCUCAAUGUUUUGGCAGCCUGCGCAUCCAAGUACAUAGGUGUGGCAAAAGUUACAGGCUGCCAAGCCCAUGGCGAAGCCUAUGCACUGUCCGGCUGCGAUCCGGAGAAGUGCAUUGCACCUGCUACGCUCACUGGCUAUGUCGUCAAAUCGGUGGACGUACAGCGUCCCUUCUUCACUGCCGACGCCAUUUGUGACAAUGAGAACGGUUACUACGGCACGGCCACUGCGGAGGUAUGUCCUUCCAAUGGUCAAGAGUACACUUUGUGGGGCUGCGACACUACAACGACAACCAGUACUACGACAACCACCUCGACGACAACGACGACCACAACCACAACAACCACAACUACGACGACUACUUCAACGACGACCACAACUACGACUACGACCACAACCACCAGCACAACAACCACUACAACUACCACGACCACCACUACGACCACGUCCACCACUACGACCACCACGACGACAAGCACGACCACCACAACAACGACAUCCACAACGACGACGACGACCACGACAUCUACUACAACCACCACAACGACCACCUCCACAACCACGACUACGACGACUACCACCAGCACGACUACAACCACCACCACCACUUCCACCACAACGACCACUACGACCACUUCUACCACGACCUCAACCACGACCACUACGUCCACCACUACAACCACUACGACCACCAGCACAACCACUACCACAACUACAACGACCUCCACAACGACCACGACCACCACAACCAGUACUACCACGACCACCACUACCUCAACGACGACAACAACCUCGACAUCAACAACGACGACCACCACAACCACCACGACUACAACAUCCACUACCACUACGACCACUACUUCGACGACGACAACAACGACCACGACCUCCACAACGACGACCACCACCACGACAUCCACAACAACGACCACAAGCACCACAACCAGCACUACCACCACGACUACCACAAGUACUACGACGAUCACCACCACCACUACCACGACCACUACGACGAGCACGACCACAACCACUACCUCAACUAGCACAACCACUACCACCAGCACAACAACUACCACGACCACAACCACAACCAGCACAACCACUACCACCUCCACCACGACCACUACAACCACAACGACUACCACGACCACCACAUCAACGUCCACAACAACCACCACCACAACAAGCACAACAACUACAACAACAACCACAAGUACGACAACCACCACAACGAGUACUACGACAACAACCACCACGACAACCACAUCCACAACCACUACAACAACGAGCACAACGACGACAACUACUUCGACCACGACCACCACGACGACUUCAACAACAACUACGACCACGACCAUUCAUGGUACAUGCUUGUCACCUCCAAAUGCCGUGGGAUAUGUCAUCGACGAGAAGAGCCUCUGGUGGUCCUCAUUCGAUGUUGUGGUCAAAUGCGACACGCCUACCUACAUCGGGCACGCGAAGGUCGAGGUGUGCACGGACAAGGAGAAGCCUUACUUGAUCCACGGUUGUGCGAAGUAUAUCAACUGCAAGACUCCAGCCAGCACACGAGGCUACGUGAUCACCGAGACUGGCACCGAACUGCACAACUGGGAUGUGAAGGCACAGUGUGCAGCGCUGUACCACGGCGCUGCGAAGGUAACCGAGUGUGACGACAACGGCCUGCCCUACGGCAUUUCAGGCUGCGAGCCUGACACAUGUAUCGAUCCCACUGACACCACGGGAUACGACCUGACGGUGCAAGAGCUGGAGCUUUGGAAGUUCAGUGCGACCGUUUCAUGUGCAUCCGGCUACAUUGGCGAUGCCAAAGUGGAGAAGUGCGACGGUCAUGGGCUGCCAUACAAGAUUGAUGGCUGUCUGCCUACUACCACUACCACAAGCACCACGACCACCACGACUACCACAACGAUUGACGAGCCAUGCUUUGCUCCGAAGAACGCUGAUGGGUACAAGGUCACUGAGAACAGCUUGCAUUGGACAUCUUUCGAUGUCACAGCAACGUGUGCGGAUCGCUUCUACGGGCACGCCCACGUCAAGAUUUGCACCAAGCCUGAUAUGAUCUACUACCUUUCAGGCUGCACCCGCGUGGUUACCUGCAAGACACCGUCAGACACCCUGGGCUACCAUGUCAAGGAGUCCAACCUUGACACUCACCAGUGGGAUGUGACAGCAUCAUGUGCUCCGAAGUUCCACGGCACCGCGAAGGUGACAGAGUGCGAUGAGGACACGUACCCUUACAGCCUCGCCGGCUGCCAGCCGGACACAUGCACUGGUCCAUCGGAUACCACCGGCUACAAAUACACUGCGAAGUCCCUUGCGAUGCACAACUUCGAUGUGUCGGUGGAGUGUGCAGAUGGCUAUGAGGGCGAUCCUGCGGCCGCCGUUUGUGAGGGCCAUGGUCAAGUCUUCACGAUUGAUGGAUGCCACACCACAACUACCACAUCUACAACUACAACUACCACUACUACUACCACUACAACCUCUACUUCCACCACAACGACGACGACUACAACUUCGACCACCACAAGCACUACCACCAGCACUAGCACCACAACAACGACGACUACCACAUCUACCACAACCUCCACGACCACAACAACGAUUACAACAACCACGACCACAACCACAACCACCAGCACGACAACCACUACCACCACGACUUCGACAACCACAACAACGACCACUACGUCUACAACUACCAUCACCACAACCACCACCACAACCACCAGCACCACUACCACUACAUCGACGAUCACAACCACCACUACCACGACGACCUCGACGACUACAACAACCACAAGCACCACCACGUCUACAACCACGAUUACCACAACGUCCACUACGACGACGGUCACGAUUCCGAAGCUGGUGUGUUCCGCACCGCUGGAUACCACAGGCUACCUGAUCUCCGAGCACAACUUGAUCCAGGAGGAGUUCAAGGUUACAGCAGAAUGUUCCCAAGAGUACAUCGGCAACCCUUCUGUGGUCACAUGCACCGAGGAAGAUAGCACCUACAAAUUGAAGGGCUGUGAAAAGAAGGUCUUCUGUUAUGCACCGACGGUGCUAGGCUAUCAUGUCGACGAGAAGAGCCUGGUUAUGCAAGCCUUCGACGUAACUGCGAAGUGCGCUGAUGGCUUCCACGGCUCCGCGAAGGUCACUGCAUGCUCCAAGGAGGGCGCAUACAGCGUCACUGGCUGCACGGAAAACCUGUGCACAGCGCCGAGCACGGUAGGUUAUGCUGUCAAGGAGGUGGAACUGCGAGAGCACUCCUUCAAGGUCACAGCAACUUGCGACACCGGCUAUGAUGGAACCGCCGUGGUCGAGCCAUGCAAAAUUCACAAGGGCCAAUACGUCCUCAAGGGCUGCACGAGAGACGAGGUCUUCUGUGUUGCCCCCACCGUCACCGACGGCUAUGACGUGACGGAGACGGAUCUCCGAGUGGAUGAGUUUGAAGUGAAAGCAAGCUGUGCUUCAGGAUACACAGGCAGUGCAAAGGUCACGAAAUGCUCAGGUGCUACAGACAAGGUUGCGACCUCGUACACCCUCGAUGGCUGCACAAGCACAAGCCAGAGAGCGCCCAACCAGAAAAUUUUCUGCGUUGCCCCUGCUGUUACCGACGGCUACGACGUCACUGAGACAGAUCUCAGAGAGCACGUGUUCCAAGUUACGGCCAGAUGUGCUGCAGGAUACUCUGGCACCGCAAAGGUGUAUCGAUGCACGGGAUCCACAGAAGAGGUGGCCACUUCCUACACUCUCAGUGGGUGCACACGGCGCUAA
Molecule: messenger RNA, 5562 nt
Organism: Symbiodinium sp. CCMP2592
Lineage: Eukaryota; Dinophyceae; Suessiales; Symbiodiniaceae
Source: the annotation of a GenBank genome assembly